AUGUACAUGUCUGUUCGAAAACCACCGCUCUCCACUUCGUCGAAAAACACCACAAAGCCCGGAGUUCUGCGUAAAGGAGAUGUGAGUGGAACUGUAGGAGAUCAGAACUCGCGGAGUGCGACCCCAUCUGUGCCAAAGACCGUACCGCCCCGCAGUAAUACCCGCCGCAGUAGUGGAACUCCACUUUUAUUUAAUUCCCUGCGAGGAGGCGCCUCUGCUUAUCAAACCACAAACACACUCUUCACAGGAAGUUCCUUGCAGGGUAAAUUGGGAAUACCAAAGACAGAUAACCAUAACAACAACAACAACAACAACAACAAUGACAACAGCGAUAAUAGCAAUAAUAAUAUUAUUAGGAGCAAUAUAGUACAUGAUGAGGAAUCUGGGCAUGCUGGUCAUGUGCCAUCACCUAGAGCUGGAAAUGGACGUAAUAUUAUAGACCGCCGUUUACCACCUAAACCAACGGCGAAACGCAAUGCCAGUGAUAAUGUAGCUGCUGUUCUCGGUGGAUCCACACUUGGUGGAACUCACAAUAAUGAUCGUUACUAUAAUGGUGGUGCUGGUGUUGGUGUUGGUGGUACUCGAAAGGCUUUUUCCGGUCCUCCUUCUACACGUGUGCCGGCCAAUCAAGGCGGUGGUGCGGGGGAAUCAUCUCAACAGCAACAACAACAACAACAAAGACCACAUCCACCUGGUAGUGGAGGACCUAAAUUGGGGGGAAGUCGUCCCAUUCAUUUUGCCUUAAAUGCGAAUGGGAAUCAACGAUUAUCUCCAAUGCCACCACGUCCUACAGCUGUAUUUGGACAAACAAGAAAUGGUAUAGAAACAAACUUGGCUUCCCCACGUCACACUCGCGGACGACAACAACAAGAGGCGGUGGAUCCAUUUGCCACUACACAAGUGUUAAAUGGUUUGGGCGCACAUCUAGCCUCAGAAGCAGAUGUUGGUACUGGUGGCGGUGGUAAUGGAGGACGAUGGGGUAAAAAUGUCUCUCCACCAUUUGCAUUGGCAUCUGUUAAAUUACAACAGUUAGGCUCCACACAGUUACCAUCAUCACCAAAUCUUCCAACAACAACGACGACGACAACAACAUCAUCAGGGGCAAACCCACGGCGAAGUAGUCUUUCUAGUGGUGCUUUAAGUGGGGGUAAACGUAGUCCCACUAGUGUUACUGAAGAUAUGACUAGUAAGAAUAAUCUUCAGUAUGAUUUCCGUGUGGUAGCGAGUACAGGGAAAAGUUUUAACUCUCCUAUUAAAUUGACAACAGGUGUAGGAUGUGUUCAAGGACUUCGUCCUACAAUGGAAGAUGAACAUUUUAUUAGAUUAAAUGCCACAUCUGUAGCAGGACAACCUGUAUCUUUAUUGGGUAUUCUUGAUGGACAUUGUGGUCGUCGUGUAGCCGAUUUGGCAGCCAAGUAUGUACCUGAUAACUUUUUAUCCCAUUCUGCCCUUGGUGAAAAUAAUGCGUUAGCCUUUGUAGAAUCUAUUAUACAAGCUGAUCGAGCCAUUUUUCAUGCCUUAGGUAAAGGUGGAGUAAGUGGACCUGGUGUUAGUUGUACGAGUAGUGGUGGAUGUACACUCAUUACGGCUGCUGUGCAUGGGAGAAUGUUGUAUGUAGCUUGUUUAGGGGAUGCUCGUGCGGUCUUGUAUGAUGGCAACAUGACAAUCCCAAUGAGUGAAGAUCAUAAACCCACAAAUAAAAAGGAACAUACACGUAUUCUUCAAUGUGGUGGAUUUGUUCAAUUUGGUAGAGUUUGUGGAAUUCUCGCCGUGAGUCGGGCAUUAGGAGAUUAUGAAUUUAAAUUUAAUGGUAAUCGUUUUAUUGCAAAUCGAGAAUUAAUGGUUUCCAAUGUUGCUGAUGUGCGACAAAUCAAUUUAACGGAUUCUAGUAAAUUUCUCUUAAUGGCCUGUGAUGGUCUUUGGGAUGUGGUGGAGAAUGAAGAGGCCACUCAAUUUGUGCGGGAUUUCCUAAGCUACACCCCAGAUGUCGGCUCCUCACCAGAAACCACUAAAAGAGCCUUAAACAACUGUUGUCAAAAACUCGCCGAGUUCGCCAUUGACCGUGGAAGUACCGAUAAUGUUUCUGUGAUGCUUCUCUUCUUUCACGAUGUGGCGGAUGUCGUUGCGAGUUUUGAUAAACCCGCCGGUGGUGUUGUGCCGACGCCGCCACACCACGUCGUCUCGCCAAGACUGACGGGGCCGAGUAGAGGAUUUCUCCUCGGCAGCACCGGGGCGGCCGCCAAUGAUGGAAGUUUACACACCGGGAAUAAUAAUAAUAAUAAUAAUAACAGGUACAACUACAACAAGCAUACCCAAAGUAGUAAUAGUAAUAGUAGUAGUAGUAGUAAUAAUAACAAUAAUGGUGCUGGCGCGGCUGCGGCUGGUAGUUAUCAUCAUACUACUACUACUACUAAUACUACUACUAAUGCUAAUAGUAAUAAUAGUGGAGUUGGAGUUGGGAUAAAGCGGUCAUCUAUGCUUACAGGCUCUUCAUGGCAUGGCCGAGGUCCACCCUAUGUGGUGAGAGAAGUGAGUGACAGACUGUUUACUUUUGGUGUUGUGUGUUCCACUGAGAAUGAAUGA
Molecule: messenger RNA, 2583 nt
Organism: Trypanosoma theileri
Lineage: Eukaryota; Euglenozoa; Kinetoplastea; Trypanosomatida; Trypanosomatidae
Product: protein phosphatase 2C
Exons: 1
Coding region: 1-2583 (860 amino acids)
Biological process (GO): protein dephosphorylation
Molecular function (GO): protein serine/threonine phosphatase activity
Source: RefSeq, a predicted model, not a curated record